Molecule: messenger RNA, 978 nt
Organism: Aspergillus oryzae RIB40
Lineage: Eukaryota; Fungi; Ascomycota; Eurotiomycetes; Eurotiales; Aspergillaceae
Product: isopenicillin N synthase family dioxygenase
Exons: 3
Coding region: 1-978 (325 amino acids)
Molecular function (GO): dioxygenase activity
Source: RefSeq, a predicted model, not a curated record
AUGGCUGCACCAACUGCUCCCCCAAUCCUGGACUUCUCUCCCUUCUACGGUGGUGACAACGAAGCAAAGGCCAAAUUGGUCGAGGAGGUGCGCAAGUGUUGCCAUUAUAAUGGCUUCUUCCAGAUUACAGGCCAUCAACGGACCUUAGCUGACUUGGUAGAUCUGAACACCUUCAACCGUGGUUAUGAGUUGCUACGAUCGCAAAUGCUCGAAGCAGGCACGGGGCCUGAACUGAAAGAAGGGCUCUACAUUGGCGAGGAAAUCCCCGAGGAUCACCCAUACUAUGUCCAGAAAAAGCUGAACAGUGGUCCCAAUCAAUGGCCACAGACUGUCCCCGACAAAGCGGAAUUCCAAAAGACGACGAUGGAAUAUUACCAUGCGGUAUUCGAGCUCGCGAAAGAUGUGCUGAGUGUGGUUGCAUUAACCCUGGGUGUUGACUCGACCUUCUUUGAGCCUCUCACAGAUGGCGCUGUUGCCACCAUGCGUUACCUCCACUAUCCCGCGCAGCCGAAAGACCAAGACGAGAAGCUCAAUCGUGGAAUUGGAGCACAUACCGACUUUGGGUGUGUCACUCUGCUCCUGCAGGAUGACGUGGAUGGCUUGCAGGUCUUGGACGUGCCCACUGGGCAGUGGCUCGAUGUAAAACCUGUCGAGGGAGCCUACGUCGUGAAUCUGGGCGACCUGUUUAUGCGCAUGGCCAACGAUAAAUACAAGUCCAACAUUCACCGCGUGAUUAACAAAUCGGGCCGUGAGAGAUAUUCGAUCCCUUUCUUCUUUAGUGGAAACCCGGACUACCUGUGUGAGUGCUUGCCCAAUUGUCGCGAGCCGGGCGAAUCAGCAAAAUACCCCCCGAUUACCGUCCAGGACAGGGUGACAGAAGCCUACAAGGAGAGCUAUGGUCGGGCGGAGAAAUACAAGAAGGAGCUGGAGAUGCAGAGCCUGGCGUCUACUCCAGCCGUAGCUUCUGUCGGAGGGUAG